This is a messenger RNA of Centruroides sculpturatus (bark scorpion), 1200 nucleotides long. RefSeq names its product NADH dehydrogenase [ubiquinone] iron-sulfur protein 2, mitochondrial-like (gene ND-49). The transcript is spliced from 9 exons. The record is from RefSeq and is a predicted model, not a curated record. Gene Ontology annotation, biological process: mitochondrial electron transport, NADH to ubiquinone. Gene Ontology annotation, molecular function: quinone binding; NADH dehydrogenase (ubiquinone) activity; NAD binding. Lineage: Eukaryota; Metazoa; Arthropoda; Arachnida; Scorpiones; Buthidae. The coding region runs from base 136 to 1098 and encodes 320 amino acids.
UUAUUAUUUAAAUUUUAGGUUGUGGCCAGAGCCGAUCCUCACAUAGGACUUUUACACAGAGGGACAGAAAAAUUAAUUGAGUAUAAAACUUAUACUCAAGCUCUGCCUUAUUUUGACAGAUUAGAUUAUGUUUCAAUGAUGUGUAAUGAAGAAUGUUAUUCCUUAGCAAUUGAAAAGCUAUUAAAUAUUGACAUCCCUGUUCGUGCAAAAUAUAUUAGAGUGUUGUUUGCAGAAAUCACAAGAAUAUUAAAUCAUAUUAUGGCUGUUGGUACCCAUGCUUUAGACAUUGGUGCACUAACUCCAUUUUUUUGGUUGUUUGAAGAACGAGAAAAACUAAUGGAAUUUUAUGAGAGAGUGUCAGGAGCUCGUAUGCAUGCAGCUUAUGUUAGACCAGGUGGAGUUUCCCAGGAUCUUCCAAUUGGAUUACUAGAUGAUAUAUAUGAAUGGGCUGAGAAAUUUGGUCAACGAAUUGAUGAAGUUGAAGAUUUAUUAACAAAUAAUAGAAUAUGGAAACAGCGCACAAUUGAUAUUGGAAUAGUAUCUGCUGAAGAUGCUUUGAACUAUGGUUUCAGUGGUGUAAUGCUUCGAGGUUCAGGAAUCAAAUGGGAUCUUCGUAAAACACAACCAUAUGAAGUUUAUGAUAAGCUUCAGUUUGAAGUUCCAGUAGGUGUAAAGGGAGAUUGUUACGACCGAUAUUUGUGUCGUGUUGAAGAAAUGCGUCAAAGUCUUAAUAUAAUUGACCAGUGUUUAAAUCAAAUGCCAGCAGGUGAAAUAAAAGUAGAUGAUCAUAAGAUAGUUCCACCAAAAAGAGAAGAAAUGAAAUCAUCUAUGGAAGCAUUGAUACAUCACUUCAAGUUAUUUACUGAAGGUUAUCAAGUACCACCUGGUGCUACAUAUACAGCAGUAGAAGCACCAAAGGGAGAAUUUGGGGUGUAUUUAAUAUCUGAUGGCAGCAGUAGACCUUACAGAUGUAAAAUUAAGGCUCCUGGAUUUGCUCAUUUGGCUGCCAUAGAUCAUAUUGGAAAAAGGCAUCUGCUUGCAGAUAUAGUUGCAAUUAUUGGCACAUUGGAUGUUGUGUUUGGAGAGAUUGAUCGCUGAAUGCUUGAGUUAAUUAAUUUUGUUUAUUUAAAGCUGUAUAGAAAUCAAUAGUGUUAUAAACUUUAAUAAAAACUUGUACAAAGAUUAAAGUUUUAAUCUGGA